AUGUGCCGCAUGCGGCAAGGCAUUCGUCACAACGUGUCCAUGUCGACCCUCGUCCACAGCAACAUCCUGCCGCCGACAGAGCCGCCCCCGCAGCCCACAGCCACGACAGAAAAGAUGUCGGCCGAUCCAGAGCCGCUACAACCACCGAACCUGUUCAAAGAAGCGCUGCACCAACACAUAGCCCCGUCGCGGCGUCGAAAAGGCAAGGCGGUGUCAUCGCACCAUCUGACUGGCGACGCUGCGUCCCUGGGCGAGCAGAUGCAGCACCUCAAGCAGUUCUACGAAGACCGCGUCGUCGCCCUCACGCAGCGAUGUACCGAAGCUGAAACGAAGCUCGGGGUGUUAACGUCGGAGCGAAGUGCGGUUGACUCCCAGGUGCUGCAGUUGCAGGCUUUGGCCGAGUCGCAGCAUGAAAAGCUGACGACAGCAGGCGAUGAAUACGCCAGUUUGGUCGCAUGGUGUCGAGAGCGGGAAGCGCACUGUCAUCGCAUCGAAGCAGCGUUGGCCGCCGCAGACGCGUUGAACCAAACACUUGUGAGCCAAAUUGAAGCGCUCGAUGCAGAGCGGAGGGCGGUGGAGGUCGAGUGGUCGCGUCAGCGAGACGCGUGGUCCCACCGGCAGGACGAGCUGGAUGCGAGCAUGCAGCACUUGCUUCGCUCGCAGUCUGUGCUUCGCAACGAUAUAUUGACCAAAGAUGCCACGAUGGGCGAUCUCCAGCGAGCUCGAGAUGACGUGGAGGCUAGAUGGCUUCAUCUGCAGAGCGUGAACGCGGCACUUGUCGAGGAAAUUACCAAGCUCAAGCACCGAGGGAUCGCGCUGGAGGGUCAGAUUCAGAUGGAAGCCGAGUAUCGAAAGGCCACAGCAGCGCAAGUGGAAGCGCUAACAGAGCAAGUGCACGCCGAGCGGCGCGACCGCCAAGCUGUCGCAAUGCAACACCAACUGGAAAGCCAGACCCAGCGGCGAGAGUUUCGAGAUCGCGACAUGGCGUGCAGAGACCUGUCGCAUCGAUGCCAGCGCCUCACCAACGACCUCGUCGUCGCAACCAUCCGGUAUGAGAAGGCCGAAGCUGCGCUGGAGCACAUGCUGGGCGGCAUGGAAGCACGCAAGGAUGACGUACGAAAGCUGAAAGGGGACGUGCAGAAGUUAGAGGGCAAGGUGGCGGAUGCGAGGGCAGCGGUGGAAGGAAAGGAGAUGGCGCUGGCGGCGGCAAAACGGGAGUUGAGCGACAUACAGACUCGCGUCGUGGCUGAGGAAGCGCAGAAACUCGAUGCGCUGAAAGACGUGGUUGCGCUGAACCAACGACGCCGCUGCUGCCGCCCGCGAUUUUGA
Molecule: messenger RNA, 1329 nt
Organism: Aphanomyces invadans
Lineage: Eukaryota; Oomycota; Saprolegniomycetes; Saprolegniales; Verrucalvaceae
Exons: 12
Coding region: 1-1329 (442 amino acids)
Source: RefSeq, a predicted model, not a curated record